GAGAGAGAGAGAGAGAGAGAGAGAUGGUGGUGGAGGAGAGUGAGAGUGGAGCCGUAGAGUGUUUCUCAAAUGCCAUAAUUUAACAUCUGUCGACAACUGAUUGAUACGAGCGCGAUAAGACGGCAAAACUAACUCAAGUGCAGCUGGAAGAUCGCUGAACUUUGACUCACAAGGAUGAUUUCGCGGAACUGAACGAAUGCUUCAAGAAAGAAGAAAGCGAGGACGCGAAAAAGCCGCGUGCAUGGAUAUCGCACACAUCCAUCAUCCCACGCGCGCUCUUCUCCAGGCAAAACCCAACAUGAUUCGCGUAAUGAAACUGUUCGCGGCGAGGUUUUAAUGGAGGUGGAAGGUGAAUCUCCUGACAGCGAGCUUGAGUUUUUUUAGUCGCCGAUAGUUCCAGAUGUACAACAGUUCUCCUCGUCACAGAGUUCGCAUGGCUCCAGUUGGAGACACCAGAGCUUGGAGAGACAUGAGCGGUGUUUAGAAGCAAUAAUCGCGUCUGGAGGAGGUUUUAAAAGCAAUAAAAUCCGCACAGGACACAAGUGACCCGUCGCGCCAUGGCAAACUUCAGGGGAAGAGCUUCACCGGCGGCCGCGCGGAUGCCACGACGCCUCGUGAUGUUUUAAAGUGGAGCCUUGCUGAUAACUUUUCUUUAGGAUUUACCAUCGACAUGAUUGCGGAGAUGACAAGAACACGGGGCGACGUUGCGCCAUCACCUGUUAUCUGAACACUGUGAUUAGUUCUCACAAAAGCACUGAAUCUUUAUUGCCUUUGGACCCGAUUUCAAUACAUUCCGUCGUUAGACAUGGAGACUAGUCAGUUACGGACAGUAGACGGGUUGAUUUCUUAAUGUGCAAGAAUACAUAGCCAUAUCGUUUUUAUUGCUCUUAACACAUUGCGUACAUCUGUUUCUUUUGCACUAUGAUGGAACCGCCACCCUGCUCGAAAAAGAGCCUGUCUCUUUCGCUACCGGUUCCCCGGGAGGGACAGGCGACCCUCAAGCCUCCCCAGCAUCUGUGGAGACAGCCACGGACCCCCAUCAAAAUCAAACAUCGCGGUUACUCUGACACCGACCGACAUCAUCACCGACAGAUAGAGCGCUCGAACGCCAUGGACACGAGUGACCGGCCGGGGCUCAAGAAGUCCCGCAUGUCCUGGCCAUCGUCGUUCCACGGAACCACCAGCGCGUCCAUGAGCAACUGCGCUGGGAAUAAGCGAUAUGAUGGGGAGAAUGGGCCCUCUCCUGGCCGAAGCCCCAUGGAUUCGCAGGCAAGUCCUGGGCUGGUUCUCCAUCCCUCCUUUCCCCAGAGUCAGAGAAGGGAGUCUUUUCUCUACCGCUCAGACUCUGACUACGACAUGUCCCCCAAGACCAUGUCACGAAACUCCUCCAUCAACAGCGAGGGUCAUGCUGAAGAUCUCAUAGUCACCCCUUUUGCUCAGGUGUUGGCUAGUCUACGAACUGUCAGAAGCAACUUCACCAUCCUCGCCAACGUCACGACUCCUACCACCACCAUGAGGUCACCAGUGACCAGCCAACCCACAGUUCCCCCAGCAACGCUCUCAGAUGAGACAUACCAGCAGCUGGCCCGGGAGACACUGGAAGAACUGGACUGGUGUUUGGACCAGCUGGAGACCAUUCAGACCCACCGCUCUGUUAGCGAGAUGGCCUCCAAUAAGUUCAAGAGGAUGUUAAACAGGGAACUGUCUCAUCUGUCUGAGAUGAGCCGCUCGGGGAACCAGGUGUCUGAAUACAUCUCCACUACCUUCCUAGACAAGCAGAAUGAGGUGGAAAUUCCCUCUCCUACACUCCGGGAACGAGAGAAGCCAAUGUCUCACAUCAGUGGUGUCAAGAAGCUUACGCACAGUUCCAGUCUCACUAGUGCAGCUCUGCCCCGUUUUGGGGUCAAAACUGAACAGGAGGACGCACUGGCCAGGGAGCUAAAUGACUUGAACAAGUGGGGCCUUAAUAUCUUCCAUGUGGCUGAGUUCUCCAAUAACAGACCUCUAAGUUGCAUCAUGUUUGCUAUCUUCCAGGAAAGGGACCUACUGAAGACAUUUCGGAUCCCAGUGGACACGUUUAUCACCUAUGUGAUGACACUGGAAGACCACUACCAUGCCAAUGUGGCCUAUCACAACAGCCUACAUGCCGCUGAUGUCACACAGUCAACACAUGUGCUGCUUUCCACGCCAGCACUGGACGCUGUUUUUAGCGAUCUUGAAAUCCUGGCUGCAUUGUUCGCUGCUGCCAUUCAUGAUGUAGACCACCCUGGAGUUUCCAACCAGUUCCUAAUCAACACCAAUUCAGAACUGGCAUUAAUGUACAACGAUGAAUCUGUACUGGAGAACCACCACCUGGCUGUAGGCUUCAAGCUUCUGCAUGAGGAGAACUGUGACAUCUUUCAGAACCUCACCAAACGCCAACGGCAGAGUCUGCGCAAGCUGGUCAUUGACAUGGUUCUGGCAACAGAUAUGUCAAAGCAUAUGAGCUUGCUUGCAGAUCUUAAGACAAUGGUGGAGACCAAGAAAGUGACCAGUUCUGGAGUGUUGAUGCUGGACCAUUAUAAUGACCGAAUACAGGUCCUGAGGAACAUGGUGCACUGUGCUGACCUUAGUAACCCAACCAAGCCCCUAGCAGUGUACAGGCAAUGGACUGAGCGCAUUAUGGAGGAGUUCUUCCAGCAGGGUGAUAAAGAGCGAGAGCGUGGGAUGGAAAUCAGCCCCAUGUGUGACAAACACACUGCGUCCGUGGAAAAGAGUCAGGUGGGAUUUAUCGAUUAUAUUGUGCAUCCCCUGUGGGAGACCUGGGGGGACCUGGUCCACCCUGAUGCUCAGGAAAUUUUGGACACCCUUGAAGACAACCGGGACUGGUACCAAAGCACCAUUCCUCAGAGCCCGUCACCACCACCUGACAGACCAGAUAAUGAGCUUGAGUCCUGCAGGAACAAAUUUCAGUUUGAGCUCACCUUGGAGGGAGAGACAGUACAGGACGGUCCUCCCAGUCAUAACCACAUAGUCAUCCAUGAUCAGGAUGAAAAGAAAGACGAUGAAGAGGCAGAGGAAGCUGAGGAGGACGAGGCAGAAGAGAAAAUGGAGGACGGGGAGGAGGUGACAGAGGUAAUGGUUGAGAGGUCAGGACGAAGACGACUGCAGGUUCAGUCAGUAGUUGAGGAGGAAGACGAGAGACAGUCGGAUGAGAGCCCCGUAGAGGAGACGGAGGAGGAGGAAAAGUCGUCCUCACCAACUGAUGAUACGUAAUACUGAAGACUCAAGGAACAGCUGUUUGGCCCAGGGGGCUAACUAAGGGCGAUCCUUCUAAAUAUUCUGUCCCUACACUCUGACGUUCACAUAGGACUCUUUUCUGUUUCUGAUAGCUAGACCAUGAACAGAAUAAGUCUUGUGUACCAAUCCAAUAAGACAUUUAAUUUUAUUUUUCAAAAAGGGAACAAAAUAAUAUUGAUAUCAGAGAAGUAUUUAACACAGCAACUGUAGAUUUUGAGUGCGAGCUGGAGUCCAUCCGGCUGCAGGAAAGGUGAGGUUUGAUAGAGAAACUGAAUUACGGUGGGGUUUGUAAAGGGCCAUUACGUCAGUGUAGCACUCUGGAUUUUCCACACAUACACACAUUCACAGACGUAUGUGAUUUUAUCCUAAAAUAACAAUAUCAUGCGAUACAUGCAAACACACGGCUGUGUGUCUGUGUAUGUGUUCAGGGGGCUUGGAUCUGAAAGGAAUAUCUUUGGAAAAAGCCAUCAAAAAAGGAGCAUCAGUGUCAAUAAUCCGUUUUUAAAGCAUUCUAACAGGGACUUUACGUGCCGAGGGAAAUCUGAGAGACUUCUUGUGCAAUUCUGACCUAAAGUUUCAUCUGCUGGGAGUAACAUCUGCUGUUCAAAAAGACUGCAGAGAGACAAGGGAAUUGAUUUGCUUGUGGGUCCCACCCCCUCUUACCCUUUACCCAGGAGUGCUACCAGUGCAAGAUGGCCGUGUGCCUUUCUGAACCACCAGCUCCACCUCUGGAGCUGUUGUGAAGCAAUGCAUCGUGGGACAGGAGUGUCUGCUUUUGUCUUCAUUUUUGAUUGUCUCUUUCUCUUUUUAAGCAAUCUAUCUCCAUUGAAUAUGGUUUGUGCCGGUAUGGAGCGUUCACGUUGUCUUGUGAUGAUUCCUGCUCUCAUUCGUCAGUCUUCCUUGAUCACUUUCAAGCCAACCGAUCAUUUAGGGCUUAGAUUAGAAUUGAUCAAUUGGUCACUGCUCACGGUUUUCCAUGUGAAUAAUUAAUAAUAGUCACUUUCAGAGGAUAAGCCAUGGGAUGUGUUGAAAACAUAUGUUUUGCCUUCUUUUUGUUUGAUUUUGUCAUAUCCAUUCCUGCCAAAUUGAUCUCCUCAAUUGCAGCACACAUUCGCACACAUUCUCACCUUCACCCACUCACGCGGGUAGUACAUUCUCUUUCUACAAGACGCUACAUUUUGUUUUGCCAAAGGAAUGAGUGCUUUGCUAAUAAGUUGGAGAAGCCUCUCCAAAAGGCUAAACUGAAGAACAAGGCAUAUUUGUUGGUAGUUACGCGCAGCCAUAUUGAGUUUCAUGCUUUUUGCCUUAAUGUCAACUGCAGGGUUUCUACCUAGCACAUUGUGAAACAAUAAGAUGUUGUUGGCAUUAUAUCCCAGACCAUUCGUUUCGUGUCUAUAUGCCUUGCUAAUAAAUGUCUGUCGAUACAAAAUAGCUUCACCUGCAGGUGUAGGGUAGUUUUCCUGCAUGGCAAUGCUACCAUAACAAAGUGAAGACAGAGAAAAGAAGGUCAUACCAUUGCUGUAAUGUGUUAAGUGUCUGGCAUCUUUUUGUGAUGUCUGUUCUACCAAUUUUCAAAGGGAGAAAGAGAGAAACAGAACAUAGGAAAGUGAGAGAAAGUAAGAAAACGAGAGUGAGUUCUCAGGUUGAUGUUAGAUUUGCAAUAUUGCCUCUCUCUCAUCUCUCAGAAUCGUUCAGUUUGGGUGGCUUCAGUUCAGUUGAAUAAACAAAUUGUUGAUACAGUUGAAGUCAGAAUUUACAGUUUAACUCAAAAUUAUUAGCCCCUCUUUGAUUUUUUUUCUUUUUUAAAUA
Molecule: messenger RNA, 5088 nt
Organism: Danio rerio (zebrafish)
Lineage: Eukaryota; Metazoa; Chordata; Actinopteri; Cypriniformes; Danionidae
Source: RefSeq, a predicted model, not a curated record